This is a messenger RNA of Emys orbicularis (European pond turtle), 2664 nucleotides long. RefSeq names its product endoplasmic reticulum metallopeptidase 1 (gene ERMP1). Lineage: Eukaryota; Metazoa; Chordata; Testudines; Emydidae. The coding region runs from base 1 to 2664 and encodes 887 amino acids. Gene Ontology annotation, biological process: proteolysis. The transcript is spliced from 15 exons. The record is from RefSeq and is a predicted model, not a curated record. Gene Ontology annotation, molecular function: metalloexopeptidase activity.
AUGGAGCGGGGCGCGGCGGUGGCCGUGAGGCGGCUCCGCGCUGCUGGCGGAGAGCGGGAGUCCCGGGCUCCGCAGCCCCCGCCGUUGCCGGGGCGCGGGGAGGCGGACCCAGGUGGGAAGAAGCGGGACUGCCCCGCCGGCGGCUCCCGGUGGCGGCUGCUGCCUGAGGCCCGGGGGGCGCUGCUGGUGCUGCUCUACCUGCUGGCGCUGCGGGCCCUGGUGCAGCUCUCCCUGCGGCAGCUGCUGCGCCGGCCGGGGCCGCGGGACUUCAGCGCCCCCCGGGCCAGGGAAUAUCUUGAAAAUAUAACGGCAGUUGGUCCCAGGACAGUUGGAAGUCCAGAAAAUGAAAUUCUCACAGUUAACUACCUCUUAGAACAAAUUAAGGCAAUUGAAAGCGAAAGCAGUGAUGCACACAAGAUUUCUGUAGAUAUACAGAGGCCAACAGGCUCCUUCAGCAUUGACUUCUUAGGUGGCUUUACCAGUUACUAUGCAAACAUAACUAAUGUUGUGGUUAAGUUGGAGCCCAGAAGUGGAGCUAAGCAUGCCGUGCUAUCCAAUUGUCACUUUGACUCUGUACCAAAUACCCCAGGUGCCAGUGAUGAUGCUGUUAGUUGCUCAGUGAUGCUUGAAAUACUGAACACUCUCUCAAAGUCAUCUGAUCCCUUGCAACAUGCUGUCAUAUUCCUUUUCAAUGGCGCAGAAGAAAAUAUCUUGCAGGCUAGUCAUGGCUUCAUUACACAACACCGCUGGGCCAAGUCGAUUAGAGCAUUUAUUAACCUGGAGGCAGCAGGUGUAGGAGGGAAAGAGCUUGUGUUUCAAACAGGGCCUGAAAAUCCUUGGUUGGUACAAGCCUAUGUCUUUGCAGCCAAGCAUCCCUUUGCCUCUGUGGUGGCACAGGAAGUGUUUCAGAGUGGAAUUAUCCCUGCAGAUACAGACUUCCGUAUCUACAGGGACUUCGGGAAUAUUCCAGGAAUAGACUUGGCUUUUAUUGAAAAUGGCUACAUUUACCAUACAAAAUAUGACACACCAGACAGAAUUCUAACGGAUUCAAUUCAGAGAGCAGGUGACAAUAUUUUAGGAAUGCUAAAAUACUUAGCAACAUCAGAUAAAUUGGCCAAAUCUUUUGACUAUCGGCAUGGAAAUGUGGUCUUCUUUGAUGUGUUUGGUCUGUUUGUCCUGGCCUACCCUGCUCGUGUUGGCACCAUCAUGAACUAUAUAAUAACUGCAGUCACUGUCCUUUAUCUAGGAAAAAAAAUAUUACAGCCCAGAAACAGGGCUAUUAACUACAUGAAGGAGCUCUCUGUUGCAUUUGGCUUCACACUGUUAAGUUGGUUCUCCACAUUAGUGACUGUCCUUAUUGUGGCAGUGUUCAUCUCUCUCAUCGGACGGUCUCUUUCUUGGUAUAACCACUUCUAUGUCUCCAUCUUCUUGUAUGGAACUGCAGCUGCGGCUAAACUAAUCCUCGUGCACACGUUAGCCAAAAAGUUCUAUUAUAAGAAUAGAAAUGAGCAGUACCUGGGGGAGAUGAUGUUUGAUGUCUCACUUCUUGUUUGGUCUAUUGCAUUGGUUCUAAUCACUCAACUAGGCCUUUGCUCAGCAUUCAUCUGUGCAAUGUGGGUAGCAUUUCCUUUACUCACAAAGCUAUUGACCUAUAGAGAAUUCAAACAAAAAGGUGCCACAAUAAGAUUUGUCAUAAUUUACAUGCUGGGAAUGUUUAUUCCAUACCUCUAUAUAAUGUACCUCACCUGGACGAUAUUUGAAAUGUUCAUUCCCAUCAUGGGUCGAAGUGGUACAGAAAUUCCACCUGAUGUAGUGCUGGCAGCCUUUAUCCUUAGCAGCACUGUAAUUCUAUCUUCCUAUUUUCUUAACUUCAUCUAUCUUGCCAAAAGUACAAAGAAGACACUGAUAACUUUAACUACAGUGUUUGGAGUUACACUAAUUCUUGUUUGCAGUGGAGUAUUCUUCCCAUACAGUUCUGAUUCUGCUAAUCCAAAGCCUAAGCGAGUCUUUCUCCAGCACGUGAGCAGAAGAUUUUAUGGCCUACAUGGAAACUUGGUAAAAAGUGACUCUGGAAUAUGGAUUAAUGGGUUGGACUAUGCUGGAAUAUCUCACAUCACUCCUCAUAUACCUGAACUCAAUGACACUAUCAGAACUAAUUGUGAGGACAAGGCCCCUCUCUGUGGCUUUCCUUGGAUUCUUCCUGUGCACUUUCUUCUCAGAAAGAACUGGUAUCUUCCUGCUGCAGAAAUUUCUCCCACAAACCCUGUUCACUUUAAACUUCUGGCCAAAGAGCAAAUGCCCUGGGAUUCUACAAAGUUAACCUUUGAAGUAUCAGGUCCCAGUCACAUGUCACUGUACAUUCGACCUCAUGAAGGGUCAACACUGUCCAGCUGGUCUCUUGGAGAUGGAACUCCUGUUGCUAAUAUAGGAGGGGAUUAUUUUGUGUUUUACGCUCAUGGACUGCAGGCUGUGGCAUGGCGCUUCUGGAUCGAGUUGAAGGCUGCAGAAAAGUACUCUGAUGGAAUGGUUUCCCUCGCCAUAGCAGCACAUUAUUUCUUUGGGGAAGAUCAAAAGUCACCUCAGCUGUAUGCCUUAAUGGAGAGAUUUCCAAACUGGACAUUUCCUUCUGGUUGGGUCUGCACCUAUGACCUCUUUGUCUUUUAG